Molecule: messenger RNA, 321 nt
Organism: Ostreococcus tauri
Lineage: Eukaryota; Viridiplantae; Chlorophyta; Mamiellophyceae; Mamiellales; Bathycoccaceae
Product: Chlorophyll a/b binding protein domain
Exons: 1
Coding region: 1-321 (106 amino acids)
Source: RefSeq, a predicted model, not a curated record
AUGCGCGCGCUCGCCCCCCCCGCGUCCGUCGCUCGACGCCCCCCCCCGCGCGGGCGAAGCGUUCGCGCCCGCGCCGCCGGCGACGACGCCGCGCGACGGGCGCGGGCGCGCGCGGACGCGCCCGAGGGCGUGCCCCCGCCCCCGUUCGCGCCCACGAUCGAACCGGCGACGUUCGGGUUCGUCGAGAACGCCGAGCGGGCGAACGCGCGGGCGAGCAUGGUGGGAUGGUGGGCGCUGUUGCUCGUCGAGGCGGUGGCGGGGAAAGGGAUCUUGGAGCUCGCGGGGGUGACGGUGGGGAAGGGGAUUAAUUUUACGUUUUAG